AUGGCUAAUUUGUUCGGUGUGAUUAAAGACGUUGUAUUUGUUUGUUGUGUUUUUCAGGUGGUGCUUGUGUUUGCUCUGAGCAUCGGCGCUCUCGUCAUUUACUUCAUUGACUCUUCUGACCCUAUUGAAUCCUGUCAUGAUUUCGACAAGAACUACACGUUACAGAUCGACAUGGCCUUCAACGUCUUCUUCCUGUUGUACUUCGGACUGCGUUUCAUCGCAGCGAAUGAUAAGCUGUGGUUUUGGUUGGAGGUGAACUCUGUGGUGGAUUUCUUCACCGUUCCUCCCGUGUUUGUGUCCGUGUAUCUGAACAGAAGCUGGCUGGGAUUGAGGUUUUUACGGGCGCUCAGGCUGAUCCAGUUCUCAGAAAUAUUGCAGUUUUUGAAUUUAUUAAAAACAAGCAACUCCAUCAAGUUGGUGAAUUUGUGCUCAAUCUUCAUAAGCACAUGGCUGACAGCGGCAGGCUUCAUACAUCUGGUGGAAAACUCAGGAGAUCCUUGGGAAAACUUCCAAAAUUCCCAGCCACUUUCCUAUUGGGAAUGUGUGUACUUACUCAUGGUAACCAUGUCAACAGUUGGUUACGGCGACGUGUGUGCUAAAACCACCCUCGGACGACUUUUCAUGGUCUUCUUCAUUCUUGGAGGAUUGGCCAUGUUUGCCAGCUACGUUCCUGAAAUCAUAGAGUUAAUAGGAAAUCGCAAGAAAUAUGGUGGUUCCUAUAGUGCUGUAAAUGGAAGAAAGCAUAUAGUGGUGUGUGGUCACAUCACACUGGAGAGCGUCUCCAACUUCCUUAAAGACUUCCUCCACAAGGACAGGGACGAUGUCAAUGUAGAAAUCGUUUUUCUUCAUAAUAUCUCACCUAAUCUUGAAUUGGAAGCCUUAUUUAAGAGACACUUCACACAGGUGGAGUUUUACCAGGGAUCUGUUCUUAACCCACACGAUCUCGCUCGGGUCAAGAUUGAGUCGGCUGAUGCCUGUCUGAUCUUAGCUAAUAAAUACUGCGCGGACCCUGAUGCUGAGGACGCCUCAAAUAUCAUGAGGGUGAUAUCCAUCAAAAACUACCAUCCAAAAAUCAGAAUCAUCACACAGAUGCUUCAGUAUCACAAUAAGGCCCAUCUUCUCAACAUCCCGAGCUGGAACUGGAAGGAGGGAGAUGAUGCCAUCUGUCUGGCUGAACUGAAGCUGGGUUUCAUCGCUCAGAGCUGUCUGGCUCAGGGUCUGUCCACCAUGCUGGCCAAUCUCUUCUCAAUGAGGUCCUACAUUAAGAUUGAGGAGGACACGUGGCAGAAGUAUUAUUUAGAGGGAGUGGCCAAUGAAAUGUACACAGAGUAUCUGUCCAGUGCCUUCGUGGGUUUGUCUUUCCCCACCGUCUGCGAACUCUGUUACGUGAAACUCAAACUCCUGCUGAUCGCCAUCGAAUAUAAGUCGGACCAGAGAGAGAGCAGCACGCUGAUUAACCCGGGCAAUCAUGUGAAGAUGCAGGAGGGCACGCUGGGAUUCUUCAUCGCCAGCGAUGCCAAAGAAGUGAAGAGGGCACUGUUCUACUGUAAAGCCUGUCACGAUGACAUCACAGACCCAAAACGGAUCAAGAAGUGUGGAUGUAAACGCUGUAAGUCCUGCUACGUAUGUCGGUCUGUCUGUCUGUCUACCGCUCUGGACAAAGAGACCACUCAAAUUUAUAAUCAGCAUUCUUACGUUAUUUCUAACCCAAUAGCAUUGUGAAAGACAGUCAAGACACAUGGAAAGUGACUCAAACCAGGGUUCUUCCUUUAAAGGUGUGAUGAACUGGGCUUGUUUAUUGUUAUAUACUGUUGUAUGAGGUCUACUCAUGACGUGACAUCACGUGGUUUUUACAUUUCAAAACAAUCAAUAAGUAAUAGGCUAUUUUCUACCCGGGUUUUGAGGCCGGCUCGGCAAACGUUCGGUUUUAAUGGGCGUUCCGCCAUGAAGACUUGGAAGUAAACGCCCACUGCUAUGAUUGGAUGGCAGUUUGCGUAGUUGGAGCCUUCUGUGAAUUCGGUUGGAGACGUAAGGUUAGGUUACGCAUUAGCACCAUUCGCACGGCAUUAGUAUUAUCUGGGGACCUCGUGUGAUUUAGAAAUGACCUCCCCACAUCUGUAUUUCAAGUGACACAUUCGCACAGGAUGAUUUGACUCAAAUUUACGGACUUAUUUCCCAGAUGUGAUGGCAAGGCUUUGCGUAUAGUUUGUAUAGUCUACACUUGUAUUGCGAUUAAUGAUAUAUGACCGUACAUGUCAGCAUUUGAGACCCGCAAACUGGACAGAAGAUCACCGCGAUCGCGGCAAACGGGAGACUCCCGGUAACUUCUGGAUAUGACCCAGCACCCGAAAUAAUACCAAAACACUUCAAAACAGCCUCCAUUAUUUGCAAACGGUGGAUAAAACCUUGAAAAAUGAUAUACGAGCCCGCCAAAUCACAGAGAUGCCGAUUACAAUAGUUACAAAUGACCAGAGGUCCCCAGGUAACGUAAUACUAAUCCCGUGCGAAUAGUGCUCAGGGCACAUCAAGCGAUCUCUAACAAAGCAAUAGUGACACGUGGUACAAAUAUGUUUUACUCACAUAAGAUUGCUGCACCAUUCCUAUCGGAUCCAAUAUUGAUGGCACAGCACUGCUUUUUCAUUUUAGUCUCUCCGCAAAUCCAGCGUCGAUCUGUGCCUUGUUCACGAAGGAAUCCUCGGAGAAAUGAAACGAACAAACACUCCAUGUUUUUCCCACGUGAGCUGGAACGUCUUUAAAAAUAAACUUUAACCACGCAUUCCUAAUAUCAGAAUCUGAAGGAAGGUUAUGCAGCGACUGUGUUCUUCCACAACCAGGGAUGGCACAAUAUUUAGCGAUCUUUAACGGCAUGUUUGUUUAUUGCUUGCUCGCUCUAUCUGGUCAUGCGCGAACCAGUGGGCGGGGCUAGAGAAGUAGUCGUUGAUAUUUUGUCACGACCAGGCGUGGUGGUGAAGAGAACCCAAGCGCAGGCAGGCAGUGAAGGGGUUAACAGAUAAUAUUUAUUCUUUUACAAAAACACGAAACAAAAACACCCACAAUGGGGAAAACUAAACAGAUAUAUAUACACAAAACAAAGACUUCCCACGUGGGGGCAAAAACAGCAGGGAACAAACUAAAACCAAACAUGACAAAACAUCAAAAAACACGGCAGGGUAACUAAGGUAAAAAACACAAAAACUCACAGCUCCAGGACAGGGCAAGAAACAGGCAUGAGAACAUGAACGGGUACACAUCAAACAGAACACAAUGAACAAUCCAACAGCACAAGACAAAGAAACAUGAGGGUAUAAAUGGAGAAAACAAACGAGGGAUAACGAGCAGGGGCAGGUGUAGAACAUCAAACACUCAGGGAAAAAUAACGAGGAAACGAGAGGAAUGGGGCCAAUGACAAGACACUGGAGAGAACGUAUAUUAUAGUCAAACGGACAAUAAUACGUUUCUCUCCACACAUAACCAAAGACUUUGUCAUGGCUCUGCUACAGGACCAAGAAAAACAUGACUAAGGAAGCAGAGCCAUGACAUAUUUUUCUUCGGAGGCGGUGUUCAACCUAUCAAUGUCGUCAUAGAUAAGAGCAUUCCAGAACCUGGCGUUCGCUGGGCCUGGUGUCAAUAACAGAUGUGAUCUCAGUAACAAGGCGUCUUCAGUUCUGACACUUACAGGAUGUUCACGUGAAUACCAUUCCCUCUUAUACA
This is a messenger RNA of Triplophysa rosa, 3711 nucleotides long. Its product is annotated as calcium-activated potassium channel subunit alpha-1-like. The coding region runs from base 1 to 1722 and encodes 573 amino acids. The record is from RefSeq and is a predicted model, not a curated record. Gene Ontology annotation, biological process: potassium ion transport; transmembrane transport. Gene Ontology annotation, molecular function: large conductance calcium-activated potassium channel activity. NCBI's taxonomy places the organism in Eukaryota, Metazoa, Chordata, Actinopteri, Cypriniformes, Nemacheilidae. The transcript has 17 exons. Gene Ontology annotation, cellular component: postsynaptic membrane.